Messenger RNA from Arachis duranensis, 712 nucleotides. RefSeq names its product dehydration-responsive element-binding protein 1B-like. The transcript has a single exon. Gene Ontology annotation, molecular function: DNA-binding transcription factor activity; DNA binding. NCBI's taxonomy places the organism in Eukaryota, Viridiplantae, Streptophyta, Magnoliopsida, Fabales, Fabaceae. The coding region runs from base 55 to 624 and encodes 189 amino acids. Gene Ontology annotation, biological process: regulation of DNA-templated transcription. The record is from RefSeq and is a predicted model, not a curated record.
UAUUGUUCCUUAAUCCUCAUACAUUCAAACACAACACAAAAUAGAAAAUUAAACAUGCAAAAAAGAAAGGCAGGGAGGAAGAAAUUCCAAGAGACAAGGCACCCUAUUUACAAAGGUGUGAGGCAAAGGAAUGGAAAAUGGGUUUGUGAGCUUAGACAACCAAACAACAAAACUAGGGUUUGGCUUGGAACUUUUUCUCACCCUCAAAUGGCGGCUAUAGCCCAUGAUGUCGCUGCCUUGGCCUUCCGGGGUGACAAUGCUUCCCUAAACUUUCCUCAGUCGGCCGCCUCGCUGCCUCGACUCAAUGCUGAAACCACUUCUCUCAAAAGCAUCCAGAUAACUGCGACGCAGGUCGCGAACAAUCACUUUGUUGAAGGCACAGAAGAGAUCAUGAGUAUCCGUGGAAGUAAUGAUGGUUCUUCUCAUGAGGAGGAGUUGUCUUCGGAUAGUAGUUUUGGAGAAGAUUCUAGAAGCUUCUAUUGGGAUGAAGAGGAAGUGUUUAACAUGCCAGGGUUGAUGAAUAGCUUGGCUGAAGCCUUGAUUAUAACUCCACCGGCUUUGGAAAGAGGCUUCAAUUGGGUUGGUGUAGAAACUACUAUAGAUUUGACUCUAUGGGGUGAUUAAUAAUCCUAAAGUGAAAAUUCAGGUGCAGUGGACUUCACAUGAAGUUGAUAGGUAAGAGUCAUUAAAUGAUUUGAUUGAUUUGACUAAA